AUGGGCAAAUUUAAAAUCAGUAGGGAUUAUCUGCCGCAUAGGGGAAAUAAGUCGGAGAGUGCCUUAGGGGGCAAAACGAAUGAUGAUCAAAGGGGGGUGUUAAAAAAGCCAUUAAGUGAGCCAUUGACGGAGCCACCCCUUUCACGUAACGGAAUAAAAAAAGCACCCUCGUCCAAGUCCCAUUUCGAAGAAAACCACAGCAGGAGUGAAAAACGAACCCCAUUUCGAAGCGGUGAAAAGAACGCACAGUUGCGAUGUAGAAGCUACCUACGCGAUAAGGUGCCCAUGAAAGACGGAGCUGCUCUUUCUAGUAAAAACACAAGUGUGACAAAUAGCAUAGCUUCGGCGAAUUCUUAUAAAGCAGAAGAUUCUUUUGAAAAAUUUUUUCAAAUGAGCAGAGAAGCAAAGCAGGAACUAUCCGAACAUGUAAAUAAAUUAUUAAGCCAUGCAAAUGAGUCGGAUCGGUUCGAGACCCCCAGGAAAAAUAAUCCCGAAGCGGACAAACGCAGCGACCAGAUGAACAAAAAAAGGAACAACACCAAACGGUCAAAAAAAAAAAGUAAAAAAAAUAAAACAGCCACGCAUGAUCAAGAUGAUGUGUAUGAAAAUUUCACAAAAUUGAAAACAUUAUACGAUGGGGCAAAUGAAGCCACUUCCUAUUUUAUGACAAACGUAUUCAAUAAAAAGAAAAAUAUUGAAAAGAAUAUCGUGCAGUAUGAUGAUUUGUUGUCUAAGCAUAGUGAGAACUUCUUUAAAAGGUUUGAGCUUUUCGAGCAAGAGGAGGAGUCCAUGGAUGAAGCCGAAACAGGAAUCAGCCUUGUGGAUAACAUAUGUGAGUACUUCACCUACGUGAUGUUCUUAACGUUGAACAGGUGA
Molecule: messenger RNA, 876 nt
Organism: Plasmodium vivax (malaria parasite P. vivax)
Lineage: Eukaryota; Apicomplexa; Aconoidasida; Haemosporida; Plasmodiidae
Exons: 2
Coding region: 1-876 (291 amino acids)
Source: RefSeq, a predicted model, not a curated record